CUUGCGACAUCCAUAAGAUGAUCUGAUUUGGGUGAGGCAUCGUCUUUUUUGUUCCGGGGGAGGAGAAAGGGAAAUAUCAGAAUUCUCAAAUUGGGCAAUUUUUCCGACCAGAUAAUCAGAAGAAACGUAAAUGGACUGGAGAGUAAUACCUUUGGUUAUUGUGAACGUGAUGUUGAGCUCUGCGACCUUGACCCCGGUAAUAUCAGUAUCAGGUGACGUUUACUUGGCGGGAAUAUUUACCAUAAAAUCCUCAACAUUUGAACAUGAAUGCAAUGGUCCAGUGUCUACCUCCUCAGUAAUGGGACUUGGAGCAGUCAAGUGGGCAGUUCGUCGACUUAACCAAAACAAUUUCAUUCCUGGGGUUCAAUUGGGUUUGAUUGCCUAUCCCACUUGUCUAUCUGAAGAGUUGGCCGGAUAUAGAGCAGUGGAAAUUUCCACAGCAAUCAAGGAAAAGUCAGAAAACAUCAUGGGAAUCGUCGGAGCGGAGAGGAGUUCCGAUUCCGAAUCAAUGUCAACAGUUCUCGCGAGACUUCCUCGUUCCAUUGCGCCACCUAUGAUCUCAUAUUCUUCUACCUCUGUGUCGCUUAGUGAUAAGUCGACGUUUCCCAACUUCUUCAGGACAAUUUAUUCAGAUAAAAUACAAGUCAAGGUUAUAAUCACUCUAAUGUUGGAAUUACAUUGGAACUACAUAUCUAUUGUGCACGAGAACAACGCAUACGGUCGACAUGGUGCUGAAGCAUUGAGAACACAACUCCUUAAUCACGGAAUUUGCAUUCGCACCGUUAAUGGUUUCAAUACUACAUACGGAGUUCAAAUAUCAGUUCUUAGUCAAAUAAUUUCAGAUGUCACCUUACCAAAAGGUGGCGCAGUCAGCGGAAUAGUUUUCUUUGGAGGACAGUCGUCUGCUGAGAAAUUGUUGACGGCCAUGAAGGACAUUAAUCUCGGAGAAGACACACCAUCAAUCAUUUUUUCAGAAGGUGUUGGAAUGUCUAAAGAGGUGUUUAAAGCAGAGACUAUUGCGGCAUCAAGAGGAAAUCUUGUAGUUAGCCCUAAAUAUCAACCGGUGGAUAGUUUCCUGGAACACUGGAAAGCUAUUUUUACGAAUAAAACAUUGCUAUUAUACGAAAUACAAACCAAUCCUUGGUUAAAGGAUGUUUUCUUGAU
Molecule: messenger RNA, 1164 nt
Organism: Saccostrea cuccullata (small rock oyster)
Lineage: Eukaryota; Metazoa; Mollusca; Bivalvia; Ostreida; Ostreidae
Product: metabotropic glutamate receptor-like
Exons: 5
Biological process (GO): G protein-coupled receptor signaling pathway
Cellular component (GO): plasma membrane
Molecular function (GO): adenylate cyclase inhibiting G protein-coupled glutamate receptor activity
Source: RefSeq, a predicted model, not a curated record